GCCGGACCGCGAAAUGUGCGUCUCCCGUCAGUCGUCCCUUCGUCGAGGGUGUCGCGUUGUGAACGCCGUUCGCUCGUGUGUAAAACGUCCAAGUCCUGAGUAUUGUGGUUUUGUUUUUGUUUUAUGUAAAUAGUUUCUAGAUUUGUUUUCUUCAGACUUCAUCGAGGUUAAAAAAAAAAAUGACUACUACAGUGGAAGUGACAAGUUAUAAUAGGAGGCCACUUGGUCACGGAGACAUGGCUUCAAUUAUGGGCGGUCGGGGUAAACAGUCAACUCUGGCAAAAUCUAUAAGAAGGGCUACACCUAUUCCAGUUUUACCUCCGCGAAUUCCUACACCAAUGCCUAAACCGCAAAAAGAAGAUGUUUCAAAGUUAGAAAUUGCCAAGUACGAAAAAUCGUAUAGAUCUUCACUAGCGACUCAUUUGAAACUGUACAAAACUGAUGCAAGUCAAAACAAAGGCGACACAAUAUAUACUUCUCUGCAACAAAGGCAAACCUCAACGGCGGCAACGUCACCGCGGCCACCGCCGCCCCUGCCGCCGCCUCGACCGACCGCCUCCGGGUCCACGGCGUGCGCGUCCGGC
Messenger RNA from Adelges cooleyi (spruce gall adelgid), 584 nucleotides. RefSeq lists its product as uncharacterized. Lineage: Eukaryota; Metazoa; Arthropoda; Insecta; Hemiptera; Adelgidae. The transcript has 4 exons. The annotation marks the transcript as partial. The record is from RefSeq and is a predicted model, not a curated record.